CUCCAGGCAGUGAUGGCGGAGGUGGACGAGACCGAGAUCAUGAUGAACUACCACGAAGACUUCUUGAAAAGCGACAACAAAAACAGCCGCUACCCGUACUGCAUCGUCUGGACACCUAUUCCUAUUUUAUCGUGGGUGCUCCCCUUCAUUGGUCACAUGGGUAUAUGCACCUCUUCUGGAAUCAUACGAGAUUUUGCAGGGUCAUACUUUGUAUCGGAAGACAACAUGGGCUUUGGUAGACCAACAAAGUAUUGGAAGCUUGAUGUGGACAAAGUCUGUGGCAACGGUGCUGCCACAUGGGACAAAGCGGUGCAUGACGCCUCUGAGGAGUACAAAUGUAGGCCGCACAAUCUGUGCUUAGACAACUGCCAUUCCCACGUUGCAAUGGCCCUCAACCUUAUGCACUACGACAACAGCACCUCUUGGAACAUGGGGAACCUGUGUGCGCUGUCUCUCGCUCGUGGAAAACAUGUGAACUGGGCUGCGUUCCUCAAGACCUGGCUCCCCUUCUUCAUGCUCUGGGGAGUCCUCGUCACGUUCAUCCUGACGUUCAACCUCCAGUAGUGGAGUGAGAAGCUUCCACGAGGGAUGACUCAUAGACUUUGGUUGUACUUUAUAUAUUGUUAUUGUUAUUGUCGAUGUGAAUGAUGGUGAUCUGUAUCGACGGGACGUUUAUUUGUACAAAACAUUUCAAAUUAAGGACUUUGUUGUGUGUUAGUGGUGUAGCGCUCUCGGAGGGCAUUUAAGGGCAAACCCUUGUUUGUGUUCAGUUUUGAAAUCAAAAUGAUGUUUUGACAGUUGAACGUGUUAAUUUAGUAGGUGGAUAUGCUCCAGUGUCUUCAAAAUUCACCGUCACAGUUGUUUUACGCAGUGGGUUCUGUGUUUGUGUUUCGCUUAUUCAGAAUUAUACGAGUAUUACGCCACAGUGGAGCAAUACGGUUGAAUCCAGAGAUGUACUUUUUCCAAGAUUAGCAGUGAUAAUUAUGUUUUAGCACUGGCUCAUGCGCAUUUCCGUUAUGAAUCACCACCGAAUAGAUCAAGAAAUCUUAAUGCUGCAGUAUUCAUCAAUUAUUUGUCUAAGAGAUAUGAGCCGCUAUACCAAAGAUAUAUGAGGAAGGACACACACGUGUAAAAAAUGGCAGUAUUGCUGCCGUAAAAAUAAAAAGCCCUCCUUCAUUCAAUUGUCUUUCCUCUUGUGUAU
Molecule: messenger RNA, 1201 nt
Organism: Cyclopterus lumpus (lumpfish)
Lineage: Eukaryota; Metazoa; Chordata; Actinopteri; Perciformes; Cyclopteridae
Product: transmembrane protein 222-like
Exons: 6
Coding region: 13-564 (183 amino acids)
Source: RefSeq, a predicted model, not a curated record